AUGGAUCCUAGUCGUAUGCGCUCUCCUUCGUCGGCGUCGCAGCCAAUCUCCACCGCCGUAGCGGCUUCGUCCUCUUCGACAUCGGCGUCCACGUCCAAAGCGAGCAGCAGCUUCAACCAUAUCCUUCGAACCAUCCGAGGCGGUGGGCGGUCAGCUUCUUCAGCAUCACCCACUGCACCGGGCAACGGCAUCUUGCCCAGCACUCCGUUGGCACCCAUCACCACUUCUCUGCCAGCCUCUCGCAAUCCAUUCGAGCCUGGCACCUCCGCCUCUCUCGAGCCAAUAUCUCCCUACGACCUCACUACCAUCGAGCCGCCCCAAGGCGGUGCCUACGAUGCGCUCUUCGAUGACCUGAGGAGACCGCUUCCGGCGACAGCAAAGGAGCGCGACGAAGCAGUUCGACAACGUAUACCCAAAGUUCGUGCACUGGCAGCUGCCGUCGAACGGCAGAGCGGCCCGAAGCCCAUUUUUGCCGACGACGUCCCCCUCGCCGAAGUGUUCCGCCUCUGCACUCUGCUGCUCACCGCCGAACAGCCCCAAAAGCUCCGCAUCGAGACAUGCAACCUUCUUACUUUGUCGGUCAAGCUCGCCGAUAAGCGCGCAGCAAACGCCUCGCCUGCUCUGACCGAGCUUCGCAACGGCGCUCCCGGCUCCCUCUCAUCCAAGAUUCCCGACAGCGACCAGCCUCUUGCAUCCAUCGAUCGCGCCCUCUUCUACCGCCUGGUUCUCAGUGUCUCUGCCAGCGAGAUCGACGACGAAGUCGUCGGCGACAAUUCGCGCAUCAUCCUCGCAGGACUUCCGGCACAACUUGGCGCUCUCGAGGUCCUCGCCAAAGACGGUCGCGAUGUCGUGGGCUUCCCUGGCCUCAUCGUGACUCUGACCCGCUGGCUUGAUGUAGCUUGGAUAGAGGUGCAACGUAUCCGUGCCCAGUUGCAACCCUACGUCGACGAGACCGGUAGGCUCGGGCGAGAAGGGGCCAAGAACGACACCGAUGAGAUGGCAAUUCAGCAGACCCGGGCCAUUUCUCAGCUAUCGGCCGUAGAGCGAGACGUUCAGGUGUGCCUCCGCCUCCUCACUGGCAUACUCAAGUACAGCUUUGCCAGGAUCCCGCUCCCGCACGCCGAAAUGGUGAUUUGUAGUGCUGCAGAGCUCAUCAUUGGCGAGUCGAGUGCCAACGCUGUCACCCUUCCUGGGUCAGCCAUUGGCUCCCCUCCGCUCAAAAGCACACCUUUGCUCGGUCCGCAACGCAGCUCGGUUGCGGCUACACCGUCCUCUCGCCGUUCCCGCUCGCGCGACGCAAGACCGCUGGUGGACGGAUACUCGUACUAUGGUCUAGAGACCAUCAGCUCCACCCCUGGAAGCAACGAGACCUCACCCUCCGCUACGCCACGAUCGUCGUACAAGCCCGUAUCCAUCGAUGCGGUCACUACUCAGCUGCACGCUUCCGCGACCGCUUCUUCGGCCAAGUCAACCGGCGCUGCUCCAAUGAUGCUGGCAACGCUGGGGCCUAGCCGCCAAACAGCUGUGACGACGAGCACGCCACGGAAAGACUCCGAGCUCUUCGCCUCCAGUUACUGGGUUGGUCCGGAGCUUCACCUCGACGAGGUCCGCAGCUGCCUCAAAUUGCUGGAUGCCUCGCUUCGCUAUGGUCAUCUACCUUCCGCCUGCAUCGACGUGGUGGUCAAGAUGCUCUGCCGACUUCUUGGCUAUUCGCGCAUCGAUCCCCGCUCUCCCGGCUUCAUCCCAUCAAAGGAUGUUCACGAAGCGGAUUGGCACCAAGAGGUCCUGCCUAUUCUUUCAAACAUCCUGAGGAGCCACUGUGCCAAUGCAGCCAUUCGAUCCGCCCGCAUCAUCCUCACGGGACCUUCCGCAUCGACGAAGGUUACGCAGCCUGAGGAUCCUGCCGUCUUGGUGGGUGCCGUCAGCUUCUUCCGUCUGGCUUUUACGCACGUGGCGGAGCAGGAACAGCAGAAGCAGCAAGGCACGGCGUCUGCGACGUCAAACAAACCUCAAAAGGAGGACGCUCUUGCUCCAUCCUUGACACUGACACUCAUCAUGCCAGCCUUGCGAGCCGCGUUGAAGCGACAGUGCGACGCGCUCGACCUCGAAGUCCUCGAUCUCGUCUCGGAUCUUCUGCCCUCCGCACCGCCCGCGACCGAGUCUCAGCUGACCCCAUCCAAGCGCGCCACGUCGGAGCGACAGGCUGCUGCCGAUCGUUCCAAUCCACGAACUAGUAAAAGUGUCCGGGAAGAGCUUUUUGCACGCUCCGAUUGGGAAGCGCUUCUCGACCUUACCAUCGAGGCGAAGAGGCAUCUCGAAGGUCUCAAGCUAACAAACGCAUCAUUCGACCUUACUUCGACGAGGAGCGGCACUGCAUCCGGCUCAACAGCUGCCAUCACUCCGAGCGCUGUCACGCAAACGUCGCCGGUGCUCGCAAUGUUGAAGCUGCUGGACAAACUCAACAUCGCUCAUCCGCCAAAGGCUUCGUCAGAGUCAAUGGAGUCUGACCAGAGGCCUACAGUGGAUGGCGAGGAGGCUGUUCCAGCGCAUUCGCCGCCUUGGACCCCAAAGUUGGCCUCGUUCCUCCUGACACUCUCGCCAAUCCUCCCCGAUGCCACCAUCUCAAAAUUGGUCCGAUACUAUUGGACGCAGCAUCUUUGCCUACCGAGCAAUCCCGACUGGCUUUCCAACAUCCGAGCUCUUUUGCAAGCUUUCUUCUACCGCACACCGUCACGGACCAGCACAUCUGAGCAAGGAGCUCGCUACGAUCUCGUCUCGCUCGUUUUCGAUCACGUGUACAAUGCUGUGCAAGAUCUGACUGCAGAGCGCGACCUGUUCAUGACCGACAUUGUCUUGCCUUUGGCGAACUCGACCCUUUCCUCCGAGAACGACACCCGCACAGAGUCUCUCUUGCGGUCCGUGCUUGUUCACGCGGCUGUCUUGAGCGGCUCUCAGAUUCCCGGUCCGAUCGAUCCCGACACCGAGGCCGUGCAGAGCGCUACCGCUAAUCAGGCUGACACCGACUUGGAAGAGGUCUUUGUCGAGGUUCGAAAGUUGCUUUGCAGGCUCGCGCGCUCGGCUCCGGCACACAAGACGGUCGCUUUCGAGACGCCAGCAGACGAGACUGAAGACGAUCGCACAGACUCCCGGCCUACCCGUGGCAAUCAUCUCUCCGAAACCAAGGCUCGCAAUGCAGCUCUCGACUUGAUUGCGAUCUUCAACCGUAUGGCGUUCAGCACACCUUGGAUCGCCAACUCGGUCGAUCGAGACAUUGACCUGUCCAUCCGUCAGCGGUGGGAGAGGAAGACACGUGCAGGCUGCAUCGCCAUCUUCCGCGAUCUCCUCGAUCUGCUCAAGGUCAGACCAGCCUCCGGCUCGUCGUCAUCGUCAUCCGCUGGCUCCGCAUGUACCUCGACCAGACUGGCGAUCCUCGAGUGGAUGCUGCGUUUGCGCACUGAUCGUCAGCAUCGUGUCUACAUCACUGGCGACCUCGAUGACCUUGUUUGCGCAAGCGCAGCAAUCCUGAUGAAAGGACCGGCCGCGGCAGACGACGGCCUCGACAUGGGACGACAGCAGAGCUCAGCGUCAAAUGUCGAUGGACGCUCUCGGGCAGCUUCGAAAGCCGCACCUGUAGCCGUGCGGAGCGAGCGUGAAGGACGCGAUACUCAGCGCAGCGCAGAUCCCACCACCAGGUCAGUGUCACGCCUCCGCGAUCUAUCUCGGGAAAGAGGCCGAUCCGAGCGCAGCUCCGACUCCAACAAGCGUCAUGCAGGUGAACGGGACCGCAGCACCAGCCAAAACAGGGCACAACGUCCUGCGUCCUACGAGCAUUUGUGGCGGCUGCCGCAGACCGUGUCGUUCGAGAUGCCUGCCAUCUCGCUACGCAGCGACAUCAUCUACACGUACAUUCACGAGCGUAAUGACAUGGAGUGCUGUGCGGGCAACACACACCUUCACAGCGACAAGGACAACAAGCCUGCGCCAGUACCCGUGUCCGAAUUCCUCGCCAUCGCCAUCGACAUAUUGCGCUCGGAGCCGGAUUGGGAGGUUGUAUCGUACCUCUUGUGCCACCUGCCCCAUCAGCUAAGCAACAAGCACCUCUUCUGCGGUCCAAAGGCGCAGCUGCAAGUCUUGCAUUUACGCAAGGACAUCUGUCAAGGCAUUCUCGAUGACGCGCUCUUGCCCAAAGUGGUCCUGCCAGACGCCUUGAAGAAGACGGAUGUCACCGCCGUGGUCUACGAGACGCUUGUCACCCUCAUUAGUUAUCGCACGCUCUUCUCGCGAGCAGAGCAGGACGAGAUGGUGGACGCCUUCAUCCGCGGCCUUAAAAAGUCUCACACGACCGCACGAUCUUGCAUCAAAGCUUUGUCGAUCGCCUGUUACGAGAUGCAGAAGAGCUUCACGCGUUUCUUCUCGCACAUGCUGCUCACGCUCACUGCUGUGCGCUCCCACAUGACCAUGAGCGUACACAUUCUCGAGCUCAUCGCGACCGUGGCUCAACAUCCAUCUUGCUACGCCAACUUUACCGAGACCGAUUACAAGCGCGUCUUCAGCAUUGUGCUCCAGUACAUCGAGUAUCACCAGAGCCCAGAGGCAGCGACACGUGAUGAUUACCGUGCAAGCCCGGCGACCUUCUCGCUGUCGCAGUACGUGAUGCUGAUGGCUUUCUACAACAUCUCGCUGUGGUUCGUCAUCCUUAAGAUUGGCGAUCGACCCAAGUACCUCCCGUACAUCUCGCGCGGUCUGCUCAAGGCAAACGAGGCCAUGGAGGCGCUCUCGGAUCAGACACAGGUGUGUUUCGACUUCCUUGCCAGAUUCACCCACUCGAAUGCCGAUUCGAAGCCAAGAAAAUCCUUCGUCAACCAGCUCAUCAUGGGCGCACCCUCAGCGGGCCCGGGUCGAGGUACAGAGGCCGCUCGUCACUCCAAGACGUGGCUCAUGGGCAACGGCCUGCUCACCGUCUCGACGGCCAAGAAAGCUGGCUGGGUCGAGAUCGUCAUUCGUCGCCCCUCUGGGACAGCAACGAUGCUGUGCAAGCUGGAAAACGUUCCGAUGGGCAUCCUUCCGGACGAAAAUGGAGAGAAGGACCAGCUUCCGGCCUUGCUUAUGAUGAACCGCGAUCCAGAGGUGAUGGACUCUCCGACGCUCGAUGCACCCACCGACGAGCUCACUGAGCCCACUGCAAUGACAGAGGGCGAGCACACCCAGGGUACCACUGAUAAGCAGAUCGGAAGCAAUGUACGCCGUCGCGUCGAGGAACGACUCGAGGUCAGUGAUCGUCUGCGUGCCCGUCGACCCCUAGGACCUGCUCACUUCGGUCUGGCCCCUCGACCACGGUCCUCUUCCGUUUCGGUCAAGAACACUCGAUCGUCCAUUGUGCACUCAGGCGCGCUCAGCGACGAACUCGCCGAGAGCUCCCUUGCGAUGCGUCAAGUGAUGCGAGAUCUUCUCCGGACGGCAGACAAGUCGUCAGCAACGAUCGAUGGGCAAGGCACCAGCAACGCUCCUAUUACAGCCGCCAAGGCCAAGAUCACCACGAAGGAGCCCGAGGUCGACCCUAGUUUCUUCGCGCUGCAACUCUCUACGUAUCCAGACAUGCUCCACGACACUGCCCCCAUCCCGCUGCCAGAUGAACCGGCGACGGCAAGGCUGAUCAAAGCCAUCGACUUUACCCCGGUGGUCGACUUCCACAAGAUCGGCGUGCUAUACGUCGGACCGGGCCAAGAAGAGGAAGUGGACAUCCUCAGCAAUCGCCACGGUUCACGAGCGUACACUCGCUUCCUGCAAGGUCUCGGUCAUUUGGUGACGCUCAAGGGGCAAGAGGAUGUCUACACGGGCGGCUUGGAUCGUAACAACGACGAGCACGGCAAGCACGCUUACGUGUGGACGGACGAGAUUUGUCAAAUCGUUUACCACACCGCGACGCUGAUGCCAAACGACGAGCGCGACCCCAUCAGACGCUCCAAGAAGGCUUUGAUCGGAAACGACUUUGUUCACAUUGUCUUCAACGAGUCGGGGCGAGAUUACAAGUUCGGCACCAUUGCGGGCCAAUUCAACUAUGUCAACGUGUGCAUUUCGCCGAUGACGCGGGGAGGUGUCAAUCUGGGAUCUGCCAAUCCGGACGAUGCUGUCUUCUAUCAGGUCACUCUGCAGCGUCGUCCUGGAAUGCCGGAUUUCUCGCCGGUGGGAGAUGGUCAGCUGCUGUCGGCAGAGGCUCUACCAACGUUUGUUCGCAUCCUCGCCUUGCACAGCAACGUGGCCAGCCAGAUCUACUUGGAUACGGGCGAGGCCAUGCAGCCGUACUCGAGUAAUUGGGUGUCGAGGUUGGGUCACAUCCGACGUGCGAGACAGCAGCAUCUGGCUAAGAAGGCCAAGGCUGAGGGAGUAGAUCCGGCGUCGGUGCAGGGGAUGUCGGCCAAUUCCGCCAUGGCUGGUUUGUAUGAUUUUACAAAGACGUUUUGA
Messenger RNA from Pseudozyma hubeiensis SY62, 6462 nucleotides. RefSeq names its product potential GTPase Activating protein. Lineage: Eukaryota; Fungi; Basidiomycota; Ustilaginomycetes; Ustilaginales; Ustilaginaceae. Gene Ontology annotation, biological process: regulation of small GTPase mediated signal transduction; positive regulation of GTPase activity; negative regulation of TOR signaling. The transcript has a single exon. Gene Ontology annotation, molecular function: GTPase activator activity. The record is from RefSeq and is a predicted model, not a curated record. Bases 1 to 6462 code for a protein of 2153 amino acids. Gene Ontology annotation, cellular component: nucleus; TSC1-TSC2 complex; cytoplasm.